AUGUCUCAAAAAUUAACGAUCGGAAUCUUUGGGCCCUUUGCAGUUGGUAAAACAUCAAUAUCUGUACAAUUUGUGGAGAAUAAAUUCUCUGAAGUCCAUGAUCCAACCAUUGAGGAUUAUUUCGAAACGACACGAAAUGUUAAAGGCAUUGUUUCUAAUAUUACAAUUUUGGAUACAGCGGGACAAGAAACUUAUCAAUCACUACUGUCAGACGCCAUGAGUGAAGCAGAAGGAUUCAUUCUCGUUUCCACUGUUCCAGUGAUUUUGGUGGGAAAUAAGUGCGAUUUAGAAUCGGAACGAGUCGUCUCCAAAUCGGAAGGAGAGGAAAUUGCAAAAAGUGUAGGAUGUCCCUUUGUUGAAACCUCUGCAAAAACAGGACUCAAUAUUGAUCAUGUCUUUGAACAAAUUGUAUUAAUGGUUCGGAAAAGUAAGGGAUUGGCUCUUGGUAAUGGAAUUUCUGCCCAUGAGGUGCCUACGGGAGGUGGUGCCAAUAAUUCCUUAUUGAAUGCUUCAAAUAGUGGUGGUGGUAGCGGUUCGAAUAGUAGUUCCUCUUCUCCUUCUUCACCAAAAGUGAACAAACGAAAGAAUUCAAAGGAAACGUCAGGAAAUUCGGCAAGUCCUUCUAAAAAGAAGGAAUGUCAAGUGCAAUAA
Naegleria fowleri is the source of this 651-nucleotide messenger RNA. RefSeq lists its product as uncharacterized. The transcript has 6 exons. Gene Ontology annotation, molecular function: GTP binding; GTPase activity; GDP binding. Lineage: Eukaryota; Heterolobosea; Eutetramitea; Acrasida; Naegleriidae. The record is from RefSeq and is a predicted model, not a curated record. Gene Ontology annotation, biological process: signal transduction. The coding region runs from base 1 to 651 and encodes 216 amino acids. Gene Ontology annotation, cellular component: plasma membrane.